This is a messenger RNA of Sungouiella intermedia, 1638 nucleotides long. The record is from the annotation of a GenBank genome assembly. Lineage: Eukaryota; Fungi; Ascomycota; Pichiomycetes; Serinales; Metschnikowiaceae.
AUGCUCGGAUCUCUUUACAAUUAUGUGUUUGGCUCGCAUUCUGUCGAUGCGCCCAAGCCUUACUCUACGUCCAACACUGUGCUUGCGCUGGAUGUCGCCGAGCUGUUUCAUCCUCGUUUAAGCACCAUCUUCCAGCAGUUGGAUGCCAUCUCGCCUCGCUUCACCGUCAAGGGCUCAUCCAUCCGAAUCCUACUGGAGCCUAGCGAGUUUUACUCCACCUUGAAGCAGAAAAUUGCCACUGCAAAGUCCAGAAUCUUCUUGAGUUCGCUUUAUGUGGGUAAAACCCAAGAGGAAUUGAUUGAAUGUUUGGCUGAUGCUUUGUCUAAGAACGUCGAAUUGAAAGUCUACGUGCUUACUGAUGCAUUGAGGGGAACUCGUGAGGCUCCUCAACUGCACUGUCUGGCGCUGUUGCUUGUGUCAUUGGUAGAAAAGUUUGGUAAACAUAGAGUUGAUGUCAGAAUGUACCAUACCCCUCAUUUGAGUGGCUUCAAGAAGAAUUGGGCCCCCAAGCGGGUCAAUGAAGGCUUUGGUUUGCAGCACAUGAAAUUAUAUGGCUUUGACGAUGAAAUCAUGUUGAGUGGCGCCAACUUGUCCGAGGACUACUUUACAGACCGUCAGGACAGAUACUACUUGUUCCAGGACAAGCGCUUGACAGACUUCUACUUUCAAGUGCAAUCGGCUAUUCUGAGCUUGUCCUACCAGCUUUUGACAACCACCAAGCCCAAAGGGUUCCAAAACUUCCGGUUAUCGUGGCCUACUUCCAACAAAUCGUGCGAGCCCGAUUUGAACUUGCAGCGUUUCAUCAGUGACCUGUCAUUUUUGUUGGAGCCCUUGUUGAAACAGCAUUCUCUCGGCUCAUUCGAGGAAUACACCGACACAAACGACUUUGACACCAUCAUUUACCCGGUCUUACAGUUCACUCCGCUUUUCAAGCGUGACCAUGAUGUGUCUACCGAAAAGCCUGCAGUUUUACGUAUCUUGUCAUACUUAGAUUCCCCGAAGAUCCGGUGGUGGUUUACCGCUGGCUACUUCAACAUGCUUCCUCAAAUCCAGGAGAGAUUGUUGAAUGGUCAUGCUGAAGGAACCGUAAUCACGGCAUCUGCUAAGGCAAACUCAUUUUACAAGUCACCAGGUGUGUCAUAUUACAUUCCAGAGGCAUAUCUUUUGAUCGCGAAGAAAUUCUUAGAGCUUGUCAAGACGCGGGGCAAAGAAAACUUGAUCAAGUUAUACGAAUGGCAAAAUGGCAUUGUUAACACAGUUGGUGGAUGGUCUUACCAUGCGAAGGGAGUCUGGGUUACUGUUCCCGACGAAAAUGAGCCAUCGAUUACCAUAAUUGGCUCAUCAAACUUCACCAAGCGUGCCUACACAUUAGAUUUGGAGGCCAAUGCGGUCGUCAUCACCAAGGACGCAGAUUUAAAGCAUCGCAUGCGUGCUGAAAUUGAGAAUUUGAUGACACACGCCCACGAAUUGACGUUGGACGAUUUCAAACCCAAGGCUGUUGAAAACUCCAACGAAGAGCCUAGACUCGAUGCACAAGGCAAUCCAAUCAUGCCACCCACCGUGUACGCCGUUGAUGAAGAUAGACGCAUCAGCUACGGUGUUCAUUUGGCAUUGAAACUCUUUGGAGGUAAGCUUUGA